Messenger RNA from Tuber melanosporum (Perigord truffle), 1993 nucleotides. RefSeq lists its product as uncharacterized. The coding region runs from base 60 to 1478 and encodes 472 amino acids. Gene Ontology annotation, biological process: transcription initiation at RNA polymerase II promoter; RNA polymerase II preinitiation complex assembly. Gene Ontology annotation, molecular function: transcription coactivator activity; protein heterodimerization activity; RNA polymerase II general transcription initiation factor activity. Gene Ontology annotation, cellular component: transcription factor TFIID complex; SLIK (SAGA-like) complex; SAGA complex. The record is from RefSeq and is a predicted model, not a curated record. The transcript is spliced from 2 exons. Lineage: Eukaryota; Fungi; Ascomycota; Pezizomycetes; Pezizales; Tuberaceae.
CACAACCGCACAACCACGCUCUACACUUUACAGAAUUCUUUUCGAGAAUCACAGCAGCCAUGUCUCUUUGGAACGGCGAUACAAUAAAAGACGUUUCCGAGUCUGUCGGAGUUGCCAAUCUCAAUGAAGAUGUUGCCAAAAACCUCGCAAUGGACGUCGAAUACCGCAUCCACCAGGUUCUUCAGGAAGCGCUCAAGUUCAUGCGCCACGCUAGAAGAACUACAUUGGGGACUCAGGAUAUUAGCAAUGCUCUUCGGGUCCUAGAUGUUGAGCCUCUCUACGGUUACGAGUCUACCCGUCCGCUCCGGUUCGGGGAAGCAUCGCUGGGACAGCUUCAGCCGAUCUUUUAUGUCGAGGAUGAUGAAGUCGACUUUGAGAAGCUUAUAAAUGCUCCGUUACCGAAAGUUCCGAGGGAUGUUACUUUUACCGGCCACUGGCUCGCGAUCGAAGGGGUCCAACCCGCCAUCCCUCAGAAUCCCACCCCCUCGGAAGCCGCUCGCCUCUCGGAAACUACACCAAAGGGCGCCUCAAGCAAUACAACCCUCUCCGCCGCCUCGACCCUAAACCCCACAACCAACGAAACCGUCACCAUAAAGCCCCUCGUGAAGCACGUUCUCUCAAAGGAACUCCAGCUCUACUUCGAGCGAAUAAGCACCUCCAUAACCGAUGAGUCCACAACCGACACGAUCCGCAACGCCGCACUCGCUAGUCUGCGCAAGGACCCCGGGCUGCACCAAUUACUCCCCUACUUCGUCCAGUUCAUUUCGGAGAAGACAACACACGGCCUGCGUAGCCUGUUCACGCUAACGCAGAUGAUGUCCUUGACUCACGCCCUUCUGGAGAAUGACUCCUUCUUCAUAGAACCAUACGUAUCCUCCCUAAUCCCUCCAAUCUUGACCUGUCUCAUCGGCAAACACCUUGGCUCCUCCUCCUCCGACCCCCACUCCCAGACACCGGCACACUACGCACUGAGAGACCUCUCUGCAUCCCUAUUGAAGCUCGUCUGCAAACGCUUCGGCGACUCUUCGCACACGCUGAAACCAAGACUCACAAGGACCUGCCUGAAGCACUUCCUCGAUCCUGCGAAGCCACUGCCAACGCACUACGGCAGCAUCAUCGGCCUCGCCGCGAUAGGCGGCCGGGAGGCUGUCAGAGUGCUAAUACUGCCAAACACAAAACUCUACGAGAAGGUCAUCCGCCUGGAAAUCGAGGACGAAGGGCCGAGGAAGAGUGAGGCGGAGAUGUGCUUGAGCGCUUUGGUGGGGGUUAUCAAACAGCUAGAAGAGGAAGAGGAAGAAGGAGCUGGAGGGGAGAAAGGAAAGAAUGGCGUCGUGCCGAUCAUACCAGGCGCAAACGCCGAUGAGGUUAAAGUACAGCUCAUCGGAAUCCUGGGAGAAUUAGUCGGUGAGGAAGUGUGGAAACUUAGACGUGAGGCACUGGUUAAAGCGGUUAUUGAGGCUGGGGGGAUGAGGAUUUAGUUCAUGGGCGGCACGCCGGGAUCCCCCCCUUCCUUUUCUUCUCAACACUAAAAUACUUGCCCUCUUUCUAUAUGACUUGGAUUGACUGAAAAUUCCGUGUAAUGGUGGUGGGAGUGGGGUUUCUCUCUUUUUUUUUCCUUUUCUUUCAUUCCUUUUUUGGCGCUGCGUUGGGACUUGAUAUUUCUGCUAUAACGACAUGUAUUUCUUGUUUUACCGAUUCUCCAGAUGGAGUGAUUGAUUAAGCCAGCUUAUUUACCUAGAAGAAGGGAACGGGAAGGGGGGAGGGGGGGUGGUUAUACGGUAGCACUAAGUUAGGUAUGAUAUGAUAUGUACACACCUCAAUUCAGUUCUAAAAGAAAAAGAAAAAAAACUGAUGGAGAAUACCUUGUAUGUUUGUCGUAUCUCAUCAGGUAUCAUCUCCAACAGCGCUCACAAAGUUAUUUCAAUAUUCCGUAACACAUAAUAUCACUCGAUCAUAGAUCUCACUCGAAUAUAUAUAGCAAGAUGGCCAUCUU